Salvia miltiorrhiza (redroot sage) is the source of this 390-nucleotide messenger RNA. RefSeq lists its product as uncharacterized. NCBI's taxonomy places the organism in Eukaryota, Viridiplantae, Streptophyta, Magnoliopsida, Lamiales, Lamiaceae. The record is from RefSeq and is a predicted model, not a curated record. The coding region runs from base 1 to 390 and encodes 129 amino acids. The transcript has a single exon.
AUGGAGAGGAUUUUUAAUUUCCUCCAUUGUAAUGCACAAGAACGUUUGUCAUGUGUGGCGUUCCAGCUGACUGGGUCAGCAGAUUUUUGGUGGGAGGCCAAAAGAAAGGCAAUGCCCCCUCAACAGUUAGCAAAUUUGUCUUGGGAAGACUUUAAAACGGAAAUAUAUGACAAGUACAUUCCAAAAAGCUACCGCAAGAGAAAGGAAACGGAAUUCUACAGUCUCAAGCAAAAUAAGAUAUCUGUAACAGAGUAUGAUUGUAUUUUCUGCGACAUGUCCCGCUAUUCUCCACAACAAGUGGAUACUGAUGAAAAGAUGUCGGAGAAGUUUCGUUCUGGUCUUAGGCACGAGAUAAAAAUGGCACUCGCCAGUCAUGGUGAUCUUACUUAG